UUUUUUUUUUUUUCUUGAAGAAAAAAGAAAACGAAAAGUCAGCAGACGUGGUUAGUUAGUGGCCUAACCACAAGCGCCAAGAUCGAGUGUACGUGUUGGGUUCACCACAAAACUUGGAUUUCAUAACUCCCACUUACUUGACCGCACUUCUCCUUCUUCCCAUAAAACUUUGACAUUCUCAUUUCUUCUUUUUCCUUUCCCUUUUUGAUUUUUUCUCCUUUAAAUUUUACUUUCUGAUGAUAAAGAACUAAUUUUUCACCCUUUAACUUUCUGGGUCAUCUUGCUCUUGGCCCUUUUUCUAUUUGGAAGAUACACAGUGAACUAGCGUACUUUCUCAUCCCAUUUUGUCUUAUAGUUUGACAAUGGGAGGUGUAGUGGGAAAGGCUGAUUCACCUAUAUAUACACCAGAGACAAAGCUCGAGGCAAAAAUGGUUGAAGCUAUGCGACGAAGGGGAGCUGAAGGAUGUUCCAUAAAGUCGUUCAACAGCAUAAUCUUAAAAUUUCCCAAAAUUGACGAGAGCUUGAGAAAAUGUAAAGCUAUUUUUGAGCAAUUUGAUGAGGAUUCUAAUGGUACAAUUGAUCAAGAAGAGCUGAGAAAAUGUUUUUGUAAGCUGGAAAUUUCUUUUACAGAAGAAGAAACUAAUGAUCUCUUUGAGGCAUGUGAUAUCAAUGAAGAUAUGGGCAUGAAGUUCAAUGAGUUCAUUGUACUUCUCUGUCUUGUCUAUCUUCUUAAGGAUGAUUCAGCCGCUGUUCAUGCUAAAUCAAAGAUGGGGAUGCCGAAUUUAGAAGCCACAUUUGAGACGUUGGUCGACACAUUUGCAUUCUUGGACAAGAACAAGGAUGGCUAUGUCAGCAAAAAUGAAAUGGUUCAAGCUAUAAAUGAGUCAGGGGAACGUUCUUCUGGACGAAUAGCGAUGAAGCGAUUUGAGGAGAUGGACUGGGACAAAAAUGGGAUGGUGAACUUCAAGGAAUUUCUGUUCGCUUUCACUCGAUGGGUAGGAAUAGAUGACAUGGAGGAUUCAGAAGAAGGUGAAGAUAAGGUCCGACUCUAGCUGUGUACUCGAGAAUCACAACUGGAGAUUAAAUACCCAAGAAGUCAGGUUCCUACAUAAGAUAGUGUUUGCAUUCCAAUAAUGAUAAAGUUGAUAAUGAUGUGUAGGAGUAAUGCUUCGUUCCUUCUUGAAUUUGUGCUGUAAAUAGCUUCAAGAUUAGGACUCCAAAUGUAUUACAAUAAGGUGCCAUCAUACUCGUAAUUAUAAAAAAAGACCACCGUGUAUUGUAUAAUUGCAGUUCAGGAGGUUUUUUUGUUCA
Messenger RNA from Ricinus communis (castor bean), 1311 nucleotides. RefSeq names its product probable calcium-binding protein CML21. Gene Ontology annotation, molecular function: calcium ion binding. The coding region runs from base 363 to 1052 and encodes 229 amino acids. The record is from RefSeq and is a predicted model, not a curated record. Lineage: Eukaryota; Viridiplantae; Streptophyta; Magnoliopsida; Malpighiales; Euphorbiaceae. The transcript has 5 exons.